AGAGAAUAGAACGGUCAGAAAGACACGGAGCACAGCCAAACUGCCAAAGCAAGGCAAAAACCAAAAACAAGGGUUUGAUAAUUUCUAGUGAAUUUCUAAACCUUAUAAAAUAAUAAUUGCUACAGUUAUUAAAGAAAUAAUAUUACUGUUCUCUUAAAUAAUAGAGAAAAAUGUCUUCGCCAUUGGAAAAUCUCGAGACGCAACUUGAAAUGUUUAUUGAAAAUGUCAGGCAAAUUCGCAUCAUCGUUAGUGAUUUUCAACCACAGGGUCAAAGCGUUUUGAACCAAAAAAUACAGUCUCUCGUAACUGGUCUUCAGGAGGUGGACAAGCUGAAGUCUCAAGUACAUGACAUUCAUGUUCCGACAGAGGUCUUUGAUUAUAUAGAUCAGGGCCGUAAUCCCCAACUCUACACAAAAGACUGUAUCGACAAGGCUUUAGCUAAGAACGAGGAAGUAAAAGGCAAAAUUGAUUCCUACAAGAGGUUCAAGAGCCAUCUCCUGUCCGAGUUGUCAAAGACCUUCCCCAAUGAGAUCAAUAAAUAUAAGGCUAUUAGGGGUGGUGAAUAAGAUGAUACUGACUUUUGUAUAAACUAUUUUUAGGUAUAAUGAAAACUUAGGAUUAGGGGAUUAUUAUUGCUUAGCAUUAAGAAUAUCUAAGUUAUUAAAGUCUGAAAUUGCUGUAUUGUGAUUUUUUUUACUUCAUUUUUUAAUAGCCAUCCCUAGUUUACAAUAUGCCAGAUUUUAUUUUUUUCAUGAUGUAUUAAGUCCUAGGGAUGUCCCAUGUCAAAAUCACUGUAUUUACUUACUAGUUGUUCAUUAAAUUUCUUAUUUAGGA
Plodia interpunctella (Indianmeal moth) is the source of this 834-nucleotide messenger RNA. RefSeq names its product Mediator complex subunit 10 (gene MED10). The coding region runs from base 171 to 566 and encodes 131 amino acids. NCBI's taxonomy places the organism in Eukaryota, Metazoa, Arthropoda, Insecta, Lepidoptera, Pyralidae. Gene Ontology annotation, biological process: positive regulation of transcription by RNA polymerase II. Gene Ontology annotation, cellular component: mediator complex. The transcript has 3 exons. The record is from RefSeq and is a predicted model, not a curated record. Gene Ontology annotation, molecular function: transcription coregulator activity.